GCAUCAUACUGCAGUAUAGUCUGCACGCACACACAGAGUCCUUGUGCAGCCUUAUGCCAUAGGGAUAACCAGACAUACAUUCUGUCAAUAGAAUAAGAAGAGGAACUGCUAGCAUUUAAUACUACUCAAGCCCCUUUCAUAGAAUCUGCUUCAUUAACGCUUUCAAUACAGGUGAUUUAUACUUAAGCCCUUUUCUUGGGGAGAGGGCGGGGUCGCCACUUGCGGGAUGAUAAGAUCUUGGCUUAGGAGUCGUUUGGCUUUAGCCCCACGCAAGGUGCAGUCUAUAUAUGCGCUGCCUGUGAAUGACCUUGGCUCAGUCCUUUGCUGCCAGCGUUUUCUGCAUUGCACACACAUACUCAAAUAAACCGUGCCUUUGAACAAGCCAAACUUUAUAGGUCAGCAAUUAGCAAUGGUAGGGAAUGCUGAAGCGGGCACACGCCCAUCGCCUUAUCCGCGUCCCCCAGUGGGCGUGCCCCGCGUUCGCCAACAGGAGCGCUGAGAGCCCAAAGCAGCACCAGUACAGCGGGCAGGUGUCUGCAGCAGCACAGAGCAUAGGAAAGGGAGCGGGCAGGCUGAUUGCAUUUAAGCUCACCCAUAAGGAGCUAUUAGAAGUCUGCCAUCCGCUCCACCUCCCUCUUUCCUAAAUCCCUCUCCCCUUUUCAUUUUUGUCGUAUUUUUAUAUAAGACACCCCCCCAACCCUUUCUACCCCCACCACCCAUUUUUUUAAUGCACCGGGUCCUAGAGGAUACCGCAGAUCUCCUCUGCAGCGCCCAAUUAAAGCAGCACCAAGGAUCAUCACGGUUAAAAGGGAAGCAAAUCCUAAUAAUAAAGAGAGGCACACGUACACUCGCGUUGGCAUCCCUCCCCGUCUCUUUGUUUUUGCAACCCUUUCAUUUUUUCAUUAGCAACAUCGAGUAAGCUAGGGGCUGCUCCCAUUCACUUGCAUUUUCUUUUCUCUUUCCUAUUCAUUUGCUCCAUUUUCCUCCUUUCUUUCCCCGACCGCAGAUUUCUUUGUGUAAUAAUCCGUGGCCGGUCUCAUUGUGUGGGCUACGACUACAGAUCCGUGCAGUUAGGCUGCUGCUGCUUUUUAAUUCAUUAUUGUUUCUUUUUUAACAACCGACUUGCUUUCAUCAUCUGCUUUAUACCCAUUUUUGUGAAGACUGCGCUCCUCUGUCCCCUGACAGCAGAAGACGGCAACUCCAAACUAACAUGGCAGUCAGACUGUGUGAUGUGGCUUCUCUGCUUAGAAGUGGCUCGUGGGCAGCAGAGCCUUGGACUGGGCAGGUAAUUGCUGCCAUGGAAACACAGCUGUCCAAUGGACCCACUUGUAAUAACACAGCAAAUUGUCCAAACACCAUAAACAACUGUUCAUCACCAGUUGAAUCUAGCAACACAGAAGACAGCAAGACCAAUCUUAUAGUGAACUACCUUCCGCAGAACAUGACACAGGAAGAAUUGAAAAGUUUGUUUGGGAGCAUUGGUGAGAUAGAGUCCUGUAAACUAGUAAGGGACAAAAUUACAGAAGGACAAAGCUUGGGUUAUGGCUUUGUGAACUACAUUGACCCUAAGGAUGCUGAGAAGGCUAUCAAUACGCUGAAUGGACUGAGACUCCAGACUAAAACAAUUAAAGUAUCCUAUGCCAGACCGAGUUCAGCAUCAAUACGGGAUGCAAAUUUGUAUGUCAGUGGGCUUCCAAAAACCAUGACCCAAAAGGAGCUGGAACAGCUUUUCUCUCAAUAUGGCCGCAUUAUUACAUCUCGAAUUCUAGUUGACCAAGUUACUGGUGUGUCAAGGGGGGUCGGCUUUAUUCGCUUUGACAAGAGGAUUGAGGCAGAGGAAGCAAUCAAAGGACUAAAUGGACAAAAGCCACCAGGAGCAACAGAACCCAUAACCGUUAAGUUUGCCAACAAUCCAAGCCAAAAAGUUAACCACACCAUUCUAUCUCAGUUGUACCAAUCCCCAAACAGGAGGUACCCUGGACCAUUGGCUCAGCAGGCUCAACGUUUUAGGUUGGACAAUCUGCUCAAUAUGGCUUAUGGAGGAAUAAAGAGUAGAUUCUCUCCGAUGACCAUCGAUGGUAUGACUAGUUUGGCUGGGAUUAACUUUCCUGGACAUGCUGGUACUGGAUGGUGCAUAUUUGUUUACAACUUGGCUCCUGAUGCAGAUGAAAGUAUCCUGUGGCAAAUGUUUGGCCCCUUUGGAGCAGUCACCAAUGUAAAGGUCAUUCGAGACUUCAAUACCAACAAGUGCAAGGGCUUUGGUUUUGUGACUAUGACAAACUAUGAUGAAGCUGCAAUGGCUAUUGCCAGUCUCAAUGGUUACCGCCUGGGAGACAGAGUCUUGCAGGUGUCGUUCAAAACGAGCAAAACACACAAAGCUUAACAAGUUAACUUCUCCCAUUUUACACACACGUGCAACAAAGGCAAGUUAAUAAACUUUAUACUUUUUGAAAUUGUCUUUGCAAGUAAGUGUUACACCAAAGUGUGUGGGUUUGAGGGAGAUCAGGCAAAGAGAACAUGAUUUAGUAUCUUUAGAAUAUGUGAGAUUGCUAUUGUUGGGUUUUGGAUUUCUAUUUUAUGUUUGUGUAUGGACCUUAGGUAACAGGGUUUUUACCUGUCACAUUACAUUAUGCCUUCUAUUGAGGAGGGGGAUCUUUUUAGAUAUUUCAGCAGUGGGAAGACAUUUAUGUUCAUUUUUUUUUUACAUUCUUACCUUCAAAUCAGUUAAAAAUGCUUUGUUUGGAAGGGUUUUUGUAAUGUUCUGUUAACCUGGUUUAGUAUAUGGAAAUUAUUUCAUUUUUAUUAUAAUUUAUAAACAUGUAAAACCAUAUUUAUUUUGCGGUUAUUUAGGGAAUUGGAGGACUCCACUAUAAAAAGCCUAUUGUAAGAAUACUGGAGACUUUUCAUAAAGCAGUACCUUGCCAAAGAGAUAAGAACCUCUUUGAUGUAGGUUUCAAAUGAGAAAAAGCAUCUAUUUUUAUAAAAAAUAAAAAAAAAAUGUUCAAGAAACUUUUUACUGGUCCUGGAACAAAAUAUUUUGACUUGAAUACUUUGCAAAAUCUACUUCAUAUGACAGCCUUGUGAGCUUUUAAAACUUACCAGGAUAUUUGUGUGUAAUCAAUAUUUUCUGAAGGGGGAGGGGCCUGCAGUCUAGCAGUGGGAGGGAAAGAAGAAAUUUCUGAUAUAGGGAGUAAUAUUUUCUUUUUGUUUAACUUACUGUAUUUAUAUUAAGGGUCAAUAGCAGUAGGGCCCAACUAUUUCUAGUAUUUAUCUUCCUGGUUAUUAUGUGAUAAGUGCUCACAGCAAUUUGUGAAUUUUUCAACCAAUUAAAUGGAGAGGAAAAUCAAUCAUUAAACAGCUGGCAAGAAAAGUAAAUUGCUAGUUUUACUUUUGGGGGAAACAAGAAAUCUGUUCUUCCAAAAGCAUUCCCUUCAGAAGGAGCUCAUGGUGUUUAGUGAUGUACUUGCAGUAUUGUUUGACAAUUUUAUUUUGAAUGCAAUUUUUUUUAUAUAAUUUUAUUUUAUUUUUUUUGUUAAAAGAAAAAAGUUGCAAUUGCACACAUGGUUGUACUGCCAAGCUGUAAAGUGAUAUAAUUUCUGUUAAAGAUUCUGUUAAUUCUAGCACCUGAGCUUUGUGUAUUGUAAAUAAGAUCAGGAUCAUUUUUGUAAUGGCAUAGCUAAAUAGAAUUGUGCAGUUUAAUGGUAGAUAGCGGUUUUAGUGCUGCCAGAUGCUGCAUAUAUUUAGCUUUCCCUAUCAAAUGGUCUCCUUUUAUGUUUAACCAAACUGACUUUGUUUUUUCCUUAUGCUAAGUGAUGUUGAAACUUUAAUAGUUUUGUGUAUUAUCUUUUUUUUCUUUAUAUAUGGAAUUAUAUUAUCUCCUUUUAUGUUGUAAUUUAUGACCCCAAUUAUGCUGCAUCAAAUUAGUUGCUAAGUUUUUUUGUCUUUUAUUUUACUUAUUUUUACCUGUAGUUAAUGUUAACUUAAGCUUUAUGAUGCAUCACCGACAGUAUGUUAGUGGUAUAAAAUAAGAAUCCAUAGAUUUGUUUUCUUUUAUUUAAACUAUAUGAGUGCAACUGAAAUGUAAGUUUGUAUGGUACAUAAAUCACUGUUGGGGAAAGAUUAAUAAUCCUUAAUUUGCAUCUAGUUUACAAAAGUGCAAAGUUUUACACAUUUUUCGUAGACAGAAAGUAAUUAUUUACAUGCAGUUUUUUGUACAAAUAAAAAGCCUUCCCCCCCCCAGGAUAAGCAAUGUGCUAUGCAUUACACAUUUGUAAAUUCUUUAAAAAUUAUUUUUCUUUUUAAUCUGUAGUUCAUCAAAUAUAUAUACCUUCUAUGGUAGUCCAGUACAUAUACUGUGAAACGUGCGUUUCAAAGUGUCAAGGUAAAUUUUCAUGCUCUUUCCACUAUGGUUUUGAAAAUGCUAAUAGAUUUGUUUCCUCUAAUUUUGAGAAAAUGUGGGAAAUAUUUUCAGAAUCUUUAUAAAGCAGUGGAAAGCAAUUGAUUAAACUUGAGUUAAAUUUGUUAAAACCUUUUAUUUCCUUCAGUGCGCUACUUUAUUAUGUAAUUAAUCCAAAGUCAUACUGCUUUUAGCAGUAUGGUGCAAAGAGCAUGGAAAUUGGGCCUCACUUUGCAGUGUGUCAGAGCACUUAACAAAAUGUGAGGCUGGUAUUUAUUUGAAUUUGUACUAUAUGACUUGAUUAACACAUCUGUUAAAAUAGAAUAUAUAUUCUGUUGAGUAUUAAACAGGCUGUGCAAUUUAUUUUGUGUUUGGAUCCUUUGUACUUUUCCAUGUUCAGUACAUCAAUAAACAAAAGUUGAAGGGAAA
This is a messenger RNA of Xenopus tropicalis (tropical clawed frog), 4825 nucleotides long. It is a transcript of the gene elavl2, whose product is annotated as ELAV like neuron-specific RNA binding protein 2. The transcript has 9 exons. Gene Ontology annotation, molecular function: nucleic acid binding; RNA binding. Gene Ontology annotation, cellular component: cell cortex; ribonucleoprotein complex; cytoplasm. Gene Ontology annotation, biological process: intracellular mRNA localization. The record is from RefSeq and is a predicted model, not a curated record. Lineage: Eukaryota; Metazoa; Chordata; Amphibia; Anura; Pipidae. The coding region runs from base 1211 to 2383 and encodes 390 amino acids.